CUGCUCGGCAGAAUGGCAACAGAGGAGCGGCAUCUCUCCUCCAGCUGUGGGUCCUUCAUCAAGACCGAGCCCUCCAGUCCAUCUUCUGGCAUCGACGCCAUCAGCCACCACAGCCCGAGUGGCUCCUCUGACGCUAGCGGUGGCUACGGCAUCGCCAUGGGCGGCCACCCCAAUGGCCUGGACUCGCCACCCAUGUUCAAUGGCGCGGGGAUCGGCGGCGGGUCCUGCCGUAAGCGUUACGACGACUGCGCCAGCGCCAUCAUGGAGGACUCACCCACCAAGUGCGAGUACAUGCUCAAUGCGAUCCCCAAGCGGCUGUGCCUGGUGUGCGGGGACAUUGCUUCUGGGUACCACUACGGCGUGGCUUCCUGUGAGGCCUGCAAGGCCUUUUUCAAGAGGACUAUUCAAGGGAAUAUUGAAUACAGCUGCCCGGCCACCAAUGAAUGUGAGAUCACGAAACGGAGGCGCAAGUCCUGUCAGGCCUGUCGCUUCAUGAAAUGCCUCAAAGUGGGGAUGCUAAAAGAAGGUGUUCGUCUGGAUCGAGUCCGCGGAGGCCGUCAGAAAUACAAGAGGAGAUUGGAUUCUGAGAGUAGCACUUAUCUGAGCUUACAGAUCCCUCCCCCAGCUAAAAAAGAUAAAACAACCACUUCUCCUUUGAAAUGUGCAGUGACUAAGAUCGUCUCCCACUUGCUGGUGGCUGAGCCAGAGAAGAUUUAUGCCAUGCCUGAUCCAACCAUGCCGGAGAGUGAUAUCAAAGCCCUGACAACCCUCUGUGACCUGGCAGACAGGGAGCUGGUGGUGAUCAUUGGCUGGGCAAAGCACAUCCCAGGGUUCUCCAACCUCUCCCUUGGAGACCAGAUGAGCCUCCUGCAGAGCGCCUGGAUGGAAAUCCUCAUCCUGGGCAUUGUGUACCGUUCCCUGCCCUAUGAGGACAAGCUCGUCUAUGCUGAGGACUACAUCAUGGAUGAAGAACACUCUCGUCUGACAGGGCUGCUGGAGCUCUACCUGGCCAUCCUCCAGCUGGUGCGCCGCUACAAGAAGCUCAAGGUGGAAAAGGAGGAGUUUGUCACGCUCAAAGCUCUGGCCCUCGCCAACUCAGACUCUAUGCACAUAGAGGACAUGGAUGCAGUGCAGAAGCUCCAGGACCUUCUCCACGAAGCCCUGCAGGACUACGAGCUGAGUCAGCGCAAUGAGGAGCCCCGGCGAGCAGGCAAGCUGCUCCUGACCUUGCCCCUCCUGCGGCAGACGGCCGCCAAAGCUGUGCAGCACUUCUACAGCAUCAAACUGCAGGGCAAGGUUCCCAUGCAUAAACUCUUCCUAGAAAUGCUAGAGGCAAAGGUCUGACAGCCCCAGCACCAGCCAGCAGUGGCCGGGCAACAAACUAGAAACAAAGAUGCAGACAACGGAGCAAUCCAAACAGCAGCAGCAGCAGCCACCGCCGGCUUUUAUCUCCAGUCAUUUAUUAUGGAAGAAUUAUUUAAUGUGUCUCUGUCGGCGUGACUGCAGAAUCUCGUGUACAGGAGGGGGGAAAACUCUUUUAAUCAGUCACCUGUUUCUCUUUUUUUUUGUUUGUUUGUUUUCUCUGUGGGAAAUACCAGAACAUGCUCUUGCACUCGUGGAGGCGGCCGCUGGGGCACACUCCCCUGAGCAGUGAUGCUCUCAGUGCUGCCCAGGCUGCCUGCUCCCCAGCUCCCUCCGCCACGGAGGGAGGGGGAGUGGGGACAGAAGCAGGAAGAGAGGAAGGAUAGAGUCAGUAUAAACUUUAUGUGCUGGUGUUGCGAGGGGUCAGGUUAGAGAGGGAAGUGGCCAGGGUCCUUCUUUUUGUCUCCUUUCUGGCUCUAACCAUAGAGCAGAUGCUCCUUUGGAGAAGAGCACUGCUGGACCUCUCCUGAUGGAAAGGCUGCUCCCAGGCUCCUCCAGCAACAGCUAUCACUUGUACAUACAGGCCCCACUUCUUCCUGGGAACGACGCUCCUCACUGUGUAAGAUAUUCUGCCACCUUGUACAGUGUGUCAUUACACCUGCCUAGUCCCUCCCAUGUAUAAUCCCCACAGGCCCCUGAAGAGAUAGGAUUAUGUCCCUGAGAGAGUGCAAGUCUCUCUUCCUCGAUGGCAAGAAAAAGAGGAGAGAGACUAGUGUUAUGCUUCAGUGCUGGGUUGACUUGAUAAUCUCUGCAUCCUCUCCUAUGUGGUGCUAACUAUACUUCUUCCACACUUCACACCCCAUAGUGUAUCAGACCUGCCUCUUCAGCUCAACUGAGUGCCGUUCCCCACUUGUUCCUUGUGGCAGAGAACACAAGUCUUUGUCUGCAUGGUUACUGCCCAAGUAUAAAUACACCCCAAGUUAGGGCUUUCCUAGACUUCAUUAAAGUGAUAGCUCUUUGCCUCCACAGAGAUUUAGGCUUAUUGCCAAAUGCCAGUUAGGAAUCAAGGGCACUGCUUUUUGGAGGAGGCAGCUCUUGAGCUUGAGAGAUUGCUUUUUUUGUGGCAGCCUAGGGAAAUAAAUUAGAGGGUGGCAUGAAACCCCUGAUAUCCCAACUACUGUCUUCCCCUGCCUCAUCCCAUUAUCCUCAACAGCUGGAAAAAAAAAAAGAAGCUAGCAUAGAUUAUAGCUGGGACUAGUAAGAGGUUCUCCCACCGAUGGGAAAGCAAAUACCUGACCUUGAGGUGGUGGGAGAAGUGGGGGAAUGUUUAUUUAUUCCUCUUAUGUAACCAGGUUCCUGCUUGUCUCCAAGCCCUGGCUUAGAUCUGCUGCCUAAGUCACAACUGCUGCAUUCCCAGUAGCCAGAGGGGAAUGUGAGCUACUGACAAAACUAUCUGUUUCUGAUAUUUGCUUUUCUAGGUCACUUAGUUUUGAGACAAUGUGGGCUGAUGAAAUCUGAAUGUAUUGUCUAUUUUGUGGUCAGCGGCAUGACAGGAGAGGUAAGAAAAAGCCCCUGAUCUACAUUUGAGACACUGUUAGCUCUACUGCUUCUGUUCCCCUCAAGCUUCCAUCCCUUCCUGGCUACCCCAGGAGGGAGGUGGUGUGGCAGAGGAAUAAUUUGCCCCCAGCAGGAAGCCUUCCAAACCAGGGCUGUGGUGUGUGAUCAGGGACACACUGGGUGCUUGUUUUCUGCUGGAAUAGAAUGAGUAACAGCAGCGCUGUCCGGGCUGCAGAGCAACACCCAGGCUAGCUCAGAGACUAGGGGCACCCACUGAUGUUGACCUCUCAGCUCUUGUAGCCAGCCUGCUCCUGACACUUGGGUUAGUCCAGUUCCAUCUCCUUUUGAGUUUUCCCUACACUACACAGUUGUAGCUGUUCUCGCUCACCUUGUUCUCGAUAAAGGAAUUCAGUCUCACUUCAGGCACAUCAGUAAACCAACAGAGACCUAAGGGGCAGUAGGCACACAGGAGCUGAGACUGCUUCCAUGUUCACAGUGGUAGCAAUUACACAGUGGCCUCGUGCUUUGAGCAGAUAGCUGUGCUUCUUUUCCCCAUCUCCCUCCCAGAGUCAGUUGGGGAGAAAAGGAGAGGCUUUUUGUUGUGCUCAUGAUGGCUGUACCCAUCUGUGACUGAGAGGGACCAAAGUGAAACACACGCCACCACUGCAGAGCCAGCUUGCCAUGUGCUGCACCCUGGCAGCUCCUUCUGGCUGUGGCACAAAUGCUGUCACAAAUGUGCUGGGUUGUGCUGACUCCUCUAAGUUUGACUCACUUGACCGCUGUUGCUUCCCUACCGAGGCCCACCCAGCUCAGCCACAGCAUGUUGUGUCCCAGCCUGCUGCACAAAGGAAGCUGUCCCAAAAGGAGCCGAAAAGGCCACUGCCUAGUUAGAGUAGGGCUAUGAUACCAAGGCAACUCCUGCCUCGGCAGAACAAAGUAAAGAUACCAAUUGCAUUUUUUUUCCCAGGACCUUCUUUCUCCAUUACAGCUGCAUAACCCUGGAGCCCAUCUGAGUAUCCCCUAUAGCUUGAAGAUAACAUGCCUGGAAAUGUUUAUGUUGCUUCUGAAAUAAGAUGAAAUAACCAGACAGUAAUUAGCAUAUAUUAAUCUCUUUAAGCAAGGAAUGCAAACUCUUCCCCAGGAACCAGGACAGAAACACCAGUCUAGAUUUAACCCUUAAAAGGCUUGUACCACCUUUUGUCGGGAACCAGGUCAGGUGUCUUGCAGAGCACUGCAGGAAUCAGAAGCACCUCUUCCCACUUACCCUGCUCUGCUGUGCAUCACUGGUACUAUCGUGUUGCCACACCCAAGAAGCAUGUCCAGCUAUGCAGUGAGCUGGGCUCACCAAGAAAGAGAACAUCUUAGUAUAUUCCCCUCAGUGCAUUUUGAAGUAGGAAACAAGGUUUCAGCAGCUGCCAAGGUCUUUGAGUGCUCACAGUCUCUUACAAAAAGGGCUGGGGAUGUGGAAGCUGAGACAUGAGCUAGGAAAUAGGUUCUGGGUGCUCUUUAUGCCACUCAUUUGUAAUAACCAGGUCACAGAGUCAGCGCCAUACAGCUGCUGUUCUGCAUGGGGUAAAACAUGAUGGAGCUUGAGUCUUGGGACACAAACAGGCCCUACGACCUAAAGAAACGCAAAGCAAGUGUAGAGGUGUGUCAGUGACAGCGAGCAUGAAGCCCACAGCCAGCACCUCUGGGAAAAGCAGCUCCAGCCUCUGACCUGCAUGCGCCAAUGACAGAAACCAGUGUCCAUCAGCUGCUACGAAAGGCAGUUCUUCACAAGUGUUGAGCUCUUCUGGUUUGGGCACUUUCUUCUCUGGGAACAGUGGUGUCUGGCCUCUAAUGCAACACAAAUUUCACAGGGAUCAAUUAAAAGGAAAGGUAAAAUAUCACACAGGAUUAGGUUUCUGGGGAAACUUGGGCAUUACACCUCACAGUGAAACUGUGAACCUACAAGAAACUCCCCCACAACAAUCAGAACCUUGCAGUAUUGCUCAUGCUAAGGGGGCAUUAUUGUUCUCUUUGUAAACUAAAUCAUCUUUUUUUUUUAAAAAAAACCUAUUACAAAUAUAUAAAAUAAAAUGUGCUGCACCAGAAACAUGUAAGCAGCUAUUAGAGGGAAAAGUCUUUGAGAAAGACCCUAGAAUGUAACUUGUUGAGCUUUUAUUACCACUUGGAGCUGAGAAAAAGAGCUUCCACUUUGUAUCCACAAGCUGUAAUCAAUCAUAGGGCCAAAGGCCGCUCUGUUGUUCUUGUGGCUGGGUUAUGUGGAGAAGCCAGAGAGACAGAGGCUGUGAGAAUGAUGCAGGGAGUUAUAGACAGUGAAAUAAACAGUAUCUACUUAACUAUUAUCUGCUCCUACAAAUAAAAAAAAAAGAAAAAACCUGUUACAUAAAUUGUAUUCUUGUGGUACAGGUCAUUUCAAACAAAACAAGAAA
Colius striatus (speckled mousebird) is the source of this 5354-nucleotide messenger RNA. RefSeq names its product estrogen related receptor beta (gene ESRRB). The record is from RefSeq and is a predicted model, not a curated record. Gene Ontology annotation, cellular component: nucleus. Gene Ontology annotation, molecular function: steroid binding; nuclear steroid receptor activity; DNA-binding transcription factor activity. Lineage: Eukaryota; Metazoa; Chordata; Aves; Coliiformes; Coliidae. The transcript is spliced from 6 exons. Gene Ontology annotation, biological process: regulation of DNA-templated transcription. Bases 13 to 1344 code for a protein of 443 amino acids.